Molecule: messenger RNA, 2192 nt
Organism: Dermatophagoides farinae (American house dust mite)
Lineage: Eukaryota; Metazoa; Arthropoda; Arachnida; Sarcoptiformes; Pyroglyphidae
Product: protein MCM10 homolog
Biological process (GO): DNA replication; DNA replication initiation
Cellular component (GO): nuclear replication fork; nucleus
Molecular function (GO): DNA replication origin binding; single-stranded DNA binding
Source: RefSeq, a predicted model, not a curated record
CAUACAAACGUUAAAAUGGUCGAAAUGUGUGCAUGAAAAAAUUUGCCGCCCAAAUUUUAUGGUGAUCGUGAUUGAUUUUUCAUAAAAAAAAUUUCAGACUAUGUCUUUCUCAGCUGAAGAUUUAUUUGGUAAUAUUGACGAUCUAGAUGGAUUCAGUGAUGAUGAUAAUUUGGCUGGUGCAACUAGCAAACGUAAACAGAAUUUCCAAUCAUACAAUCAUGAUGAUGUCGGUGGUUUUUACUCGAAUAAGAAAAUACGUCGAGACAACUGGAAAUCCAAAAACUCCAGCACUAAUCAGUCUCAUUCGAAAGAUGAAACUGUAGUGAAAGAGCUGUAUUCGGGAAUUCGCAUGACCAAGCCAUUAGUAUCAAGUGAUGAGCUUCGUGAAUCGAUGCGUGGUCGUAAAAUGAUCAAGUUGUCACAGAUUAAAUCUGCCAUAAAUAAAUCUACUCAUGAUAUCGAUGGUGAUUGGGUUACAAUCGGCGUCGUUUUAAACAAAAUGACCAAGACAAGCAGAAACGGCAAAGAAUAUUCCAUUUGGAACCUAAGCGAUCUCAGUUCAGAAAAGUCUACUUUUAGUUUUUUCCUAUUUGGAAAGACACAUGAAAAACAUUGGAAGCUACCGGUCGGAGCUGUCAUCGGUCUAUUGAAUGCAUCUUUCAUGGACAAGAACAAUAAAAAUCAAAAAGGUUCAGAAAUUGGUCCUUUAACCAUUGAUGAUCCUGAUAAAUUAUUGCAUAUUGGUACUUCCAAGGAUUUGGGCCAUUGUAAAGCGAUUAAAAAGAAUGGAGAUAUUUGUGGCAGUUUAAUUAUGAAAGCGGAUGAUGAAUUUUGUUUAUAUCAUAUUAAGAAUGCAUUUAGAAAAUUUAGCUCGAAACGAGCCGAAAUUCAAUCGACGUUUUCCGAUAAAGAACCUGAACAAUAUCAUUUUGCCAAUAAUUUCGUACCGAAUGCUACAUUAAAUCAGAAUAAUAUUGUACUAGAAAUGACAAAAGUGAAUCGAUCUCAAUUGCAGGAUAAAAAGCAAGUUGAAAAGGAGAAUCUUAAAAAAGUAAUGCUCAAUCCAUUGUCACGAUCAGCCAAAAGUUUGGCUGUAAUUUCAAGUUUACAACAAACUAAUCCAAAAAGCUCAUUAUCGAAAAAAAUGUCAUCAUUACCACUAACUAGUGUACAAGCAGAACCAAAUAAACCAAUCUGUCCUCAAGAUAUUUUUAUGCAGCUAAAAAAUUCUCAAACCAAAUUACCAAAUACAAAAAAUUGCAAAAGUGAUUCACCCUUGUUGGCAAAAGGAUAUAAACCUGGACAAAUGAUUGAUUUAAAGAUUUCUAACAACCAAAAGCAACUUGAUGUAACUAAACAACGCGCGAUUGAAAUAUUUAAAAAGAAACAACAAGCACAAAGUACAAAAUCGAUUACGAGCAAGAAUGAAAAACUUGAACGAAUUCUGAAAAAAGUUAACGCAAGUCUCGACGAAUCGAAUGAAGAAUUGAAAAAAGAACAGGCAGAAACUGACAAGGAAAAAUCUCGAUUGAUCGAAACUGCUAUGCAACGGAAAUCAAUCAACAGUGGUGCUGUAGAUUUAAUCGAACGUAUUGCUUGUGAGAAACAUUUUCAGGCCUUAGAAAAACGUGAACGAUAUGAAAAUCGAUUGGCUGAAAUAACUGAAAUGAUGGUCAAAGUUGUUACUUGUCGAAUGUGUGAAUAUACGGCUCCAUCACAAAGUGACUUGUGUAAAUCUCGUAAUCAUUUGGUACGAUUUCAUGAGGUAAAAAAAAGAUUUUUCCAAUGCAAACAUUGCAAAAAACGUCGUUUUACAUAUGAUUCGUUAUUUCCGGUCAAUCAAUGUCAACAUUGUGGAGCUAGUUCAUUCGAACGUACAUCAAUGAUCAAUGUCAAAACUGAGACUAAACUUGUCGAUAAUUUAUUAGUUCGAGGUGAAGAGAUGAAAUUUCUAAACAGCUUGAAAUAACGAUAAUGAUGGACAGCCAAGUCAAUUUUUUUCACGAUAAUCGCUUGAUGAACAACAACAAUACUAUUGACAAUCUAUAACAAUAAAUCAUGGUAAUUAACGUAUAUUUAUAUUGUUUUUAUUACGGUUGCUUCUUUCUCUUCUCUGGUGCACCACCAUGCCAUAGCAAACAUUCCAUCCAUGAUUAUUAUUAUACUUAAAAUAAAUCGACAUUUUAAUUUAA